AUGGUUUACCUCCAGCAUGUCAUGUCAGGAACACUAGCAUCCAACACCACCGAGCGCCUCACACAGCCCAUCAUGAAGCUGCUCACCUCCGCCCUCCUGCUCGGCUCGUUUGCCACCCAGGCCAUCUUGGGCUACCCGGGGGCUCAGAUUGUCAAAAGAGAUGUUGACUCUUUCAUUGCUACCGAGACUCCUAUUGCUCUCAGGGAGUUGCUCUGCAACAUUGGACCAAACGGUUGCCAUGCUCAGGGCGUGAGCUCAGGCAUUGUUAUUGCAUCUCCGGACAGAGUUGACCCUCCGUACGCUGGUCUAGUCUUCAAGGCUAUUGUAGACAUCUUCACAAACAGAUAUGACGCCAACCUCCAGUCCAACAUCCAGAACUACAUUGCCUCCCAGGCCCGCCUCCAAGGAGUUUCGAACCCCUCGGGAGGCCUUGGCGAUGGCCGGGGCCUCGGCGAGGCCAAGUACGAGGUAGACUUGAGGCCUUACACUGGUGAUUGGGGGAGACCCCAGAGAGACGGCCCUGCACUUCGGGCGAUUGCCAUCAUCGGUUAUGCCAAGUGGCUGGUGGCUAACGGCUACUCUUCCACGGCCUCGUCGAUCCUGUGGCCUGUCAUCCGCAACGAUCUAAGCUAUGUUGCUCAAUACUGGAACCAAACUGGUUUCGAUCUUUGGGAGGAAGUUCAAGGAAGCUCCUUCUUCACAGUUGCUAGCCAGCACCGCGCACUUGUUGAGGGAAGUGCCCUGGCUCGCUCGCUUGGCCUGUCUUGCAACUCCUGCGAUGUUGUUGCGCCUCAGAUUCUCUGCUUCUUGGGAAGAUUCUGGAACCCAGCCGGCAAUUUCAUGGUUGCCAACAUCAACGGAAACGGACGAUCCGGCCGCGACGCCAACGUGAUCCUCGCUUCCAUCCACAACUUCGACCCUGCCGCGGCCUGUGACGCAGCAACCUUCCAGCCUUGCAGUGACAAGGCUUUGGCUAGCCACAAGGUUGUUGUGGACUCGUUCCGUACCAUCUAUGUCAUCAACAACGGCAUCGCGCAAUCUGCCGCUAUCGCCGUGGGAAGAUACCCCGAGGACAGCUACUACGGCGGCAACCCCUGGUAUCUCAACACGCUCGCCGCGGCCGAGCAGCUUUACGACGCCCUCUACGUCUGGAAGCAGCAGGGUUCCAUCACCGUCACACAGACGUCCCUUGCCUUCUUCAGAGACCGUCUUGGCUCCGUUGCUCCCGGGACCUAUGCCUCCGGCUCUGCAACAUAUACCUCUCUCAUCAACGCUGUGAGCGCCUACGCCGACGGCUUCAUGAACGUCGUCGCGACGUACGCCCAGACCAACGGCUCGCUUGCCGAGCAGUUCUCGCGCAGUAACGGUCAGCCCCUUUCGGCCGACGACCUCACCUGGUCCUAUGCCGCGUUCCUCACCGCUGCCCAGCGCCGUGCCAACGUCAUUCCUAAGGGCUGGGUCGGCUCCGCAACCUCCGUUCCGGGCACCUGUCAGGCCACCUCCAUCGCCGGCUCCUACUCCAGCGCCACGGCGACAUCGUUCCCUGCCAACCAGACGCCCCAGACCGGCGUGCCCACCAGCACACGCAACACGGCUACCCCAACUGCGACCGGCUGCCCCAUUGCGAGUUCCGUGCUCGUCACUUUCAACGCACGUGUCGUGACCCAGUUCGGACAGACUGUUAAGCUUGUUGGUAACAUCCCCUCACUCGGAAACUGGAAUCCGAGCAACGCCGUCUCUUUGAGCGCUUCGGGCUACACCUCGGCCAAUCCCGUCUGGUCUGUAACCAUCGAGCUGCCGGCCGGCCAGGCUAUACAGUACAAGUAUAUCAACGUCGCCAGCAGCGGCACAGCUACUUGGGAGAGAGAUCCCAACCGCAGCUAUACCGUACCGUCGUCUUGCGCGAACUCUGCCACCAAGUCUGACUCGUGGCAGGGGUGA
Molecule: messenger RNA, 1941 nt
Organism: Colletotrichum higginsianum IMI 349063
Lineage: Eukaryota; Fungi; Ascomycota; Sordariomycetes; Glomerellales; Glomerellaceae
Product: Glucoamylase
Exons: 6
Coding region: 1-1941 (646 amino acids)
Biological process (GO): polysaccharide catabolic process
Cellular component (GO): fungal-type vacuole
Molecular function (GO): glucan 1,4-alpha-glucosidase activity; starch binding
Source: RefSeq, a predicted model, not a curated record